AUGGGUCGAGUUCACAUGUUGCAAGGAAAAAUGAAUAAAAGUAUGGAGUUUUACAUGCUUGCCUUGGAAUUUUUUCAUCGUAUCAAUCUUAUUAAGGCUCCAGUAGUUGCUCAGAUUUAUUUUUAUAUGGGCGAAUGGUAUGAACAAAUGCAUCAGAUGCAUCAAGCUGUCGAAUAUUAUGAGCGUGCAGCUGAACUUGGCAUGGCAACCUUAAGACCAGAUCAUCCAACUAUUAAACAUUAUACUAACACUUUUGCUCGAAAAAAGACUGAACUUCUAUCGAUGGAAUCGUCCGAGGAAGUUUCUCGGCUUUAA
Rotaria sp. Silwood1 is the source of this 315-nucleotide messenger RNA. The record is from the annotation of a GenBank genome assembly. Lineage: Eukaryota; Metazoa; Rotifera; Eurotatoria; Philodinida; Philodinidae.